AGAUUCUGGGGUAGCUCUUGCCAGGUCACGGUGCCCCAUCACCUUACCUGCUCCACUUGAGGACAGCUCCAGGCUGGGAACUGAUCCGGAACCGCCCAGCCUGUGCUGCCGACGAAAAGUUGUAUUAAGUUGACUCCUCACUGCACUGUGAAAACCAUUAGGAAAAAGUCCUUGGGGUUAAAACCUGGGGCUCCACAGUUACCUGCACUUGGGUCUAGAAAUUAUUUUAAAUGUCGACUGAUCUGUCUGAAGCUGAACCCGUGCAUCAUAAGGCGCUUCCACUCUUAACGGGAGCUCAGCUGAUCCACACGGACAAGUUAAGUGAGAAAGUGGAAGACGACACGAUGCCGAUCCGCCGCUCGGUGAACGCUUCCUCCCGAGAAACUCCUCCCAAGAGCAAACCUGCUGAAGGGGAGGAGGUCAAAGCAGAUGCAGAAGUCACCUCUGAAGAAUCUGCCUCUGCUGGAGAGGAGCAAGAGCCUGAAACCGUGCCUGCUGCAUCCAGUGAAGCAGAACAGCCAAAGGAACCUGAGAAUGAAGGGAAGGAGGAAACAAAGCCCUCAGAAGAAACCAAAAAGGAGGAGAAGGAUCAGGCCAAGGAGAAGGAGAAGAAGGUGAAGAAGACCAUCCCUGCGUGGGCCACACUCUCUGCCAGCCAGCUGGCUCGGGCACAGAAGCAGACUCAGAUGGCAGCCACCUCCAGGCCCAAGAUGGAUGCCAUCCUAACCGAGGCCAUCAAGGCCUGCUUUCAGAAGAGCGGUGCCUCGGUGGUGGCAAUCCGGAAAUACAUCAUCCACAAAUACCCUUCCCUGGAGCUGGAGAGGAGGGGAUACCUCCUCAAGCAAGCCCUGAAAAGAGAGCUGGAGAGGGGAAUCAUCAGGCAGGUGAAAGGAAAGGGAGCUUCUGGGAGCUUUGUGGUGGUGUCUAAUGCAGGAAAAACUGUUCCAAAAUCCAGAGACAGAAAGAAAAGCACUUCAGCCCUGAGCACAGAGCAGCAGGUGAAGCUGGAGGAUGUCCUGCCACUGGCCUUCACCCGCCUGUGUGAGCCCAAGGAAGCUUCUUACAGCCUGAUCAAGAAAUACGUGUCUCAGUAUUAUCCCAAACUCAAAGUAGAUAUAAGACCCCAGCUGCUGAAGAACGCCCUGCAGAGAGCUGUAGAGAAGGGCCAGUUAGAGCAGAUCACAGGGAAGGGAGCAUCUGGGACAUUCCAGCUGAAGAAAUCAGGGGAGAAGCCCCUGCUGGGUGGGACUCUGAUGGAAGAUGCCAUCCUGUCUGCUAUUGCGGCCAUGAACGAACCGAAGACCUGCUCCACCACAGCGCUGAAGAAGUAUAUCCUGGAAAAUUACCCAGGGACCAACUCCAACUUGCAGGUGCAUCUACUGAAGAGAACCCUGCAGAAAUGUGAGAAGAAUGGCUGGAUGGAGCAAAUUUCUGGGAAGGGCUUCAGUGGAACCUUUCAGCUUUGCUUCCCUUAUUAUCCAAGCCCAGAUGUGCUCUAUCCAGAGAAGCAGCAGGAUGAGGAUUCUGAGGAAUCUGAUGAGGAAGAAGAGGAGGAAUCUGAGGAGGAAGAAGAAUCUGAAGAGGAAGAGUCUGAGGAGGAAGAGCCACCACCAAAGAAGAGGAUGCAGAAGAGACCACCCCCCAAAUCCCGGAGCAGGGCCCCUCCGAUGAAGCGAAGAGAAUCCAAACCCAAGCCAAGGAAAACCCCCACCGCCCGCCGGGGCAAAGCAAAGCCCCCUCCCAAGGUGAAAACCCCUGCUAAGAAAGCCAAACCAGCAGCCCCAGCCAUCAAGAAAGCCUCCAGUGGCAGCUCUUCCAAGAAACCAGCAGCCAGUGGGAGGAAGGAAGUGAAACCCUCUGCCAAGGGCAAAUCCACCAUGAGGAAAUCUCUCCGGGCAAAAAAGUAAAAUAUUUCCAGUGUCAGGGAAUCCCAUGGUCAAAUCCACAAUCUUGUUUUAUAAGUCAACGUGCAUUUGUAUUUUAGUUCUGAUGCUUAAACACUUCUUUAAUUUUUUUUUUAAUUUUUUUUUCUUGAAUGGGAAUGAUGGGGAAAAGCUGAAAACUAAAUCAAACCAACCCGAGCAUUCGUUAGAUCUCAAUGCUGUGCCUCGUGCCUGCCCCUCCCCUGGAACGAGUCAUCUUUACUUUCUGCAAUAAUUUUAGGACUUUUCUAGGACGUCUCUAAUCUGUACAUUUAUAUUAUUCCACGUGGGUUUCGGGGGGGGAGGGUUGGCUUUUAAAACAAUUCUUCAGAGAAGAUCUUUAUACCUUUAGACAGCAGGAACAGGAUGAUCAGGGGAAUGUGAUUCUUUACUGAGAAGGUGCUGUGGCAGAGGAGUCCUCCCUAGAUCCCUGCAUGCCGAGGUCCUUGGUGCUCCCAUGAGGGAGCUGUGUACAGACAGCACUUGCACUGAGCCCCGAGGUGCUGCUCUCCUCAGCCACAGGCCCAGGGUUGGCUGCUCAGUUGGAUCCUUGGCGUCUCCUGAGGGUCUGGUGUCAGAGGGGCUCCAAAAGGGGCAGCUCUGGGUUAGGUGGGUGAUUUGAAUUAGUGUUUCCACACCACAUCUGUUACCUUCAAACCAAAAUAUAUCAAAGUCUUCUUGAAUCCAACUUUCAAAUGUUUUUAAGAGAUGAAAAGCCUAAGUUUGUCACCUCUUGUUUACCCUUUUUUAAAGAGAAGUUGGAGAGCUAUACAAUUGCUAAUGUAGAGAUGUUGAUAAGUGAAGAACAUGCGGUUUGCUAAAAUAAAAUGAAACUAGAUUCCA
Molecule: messenger RNA, 2765 nt
Organism: Melospiza melodia melodia
Lineage: Eukaryota; Metazoa; Chordata; Aves; Passeriformes; Passerellidae
Gene: HP1BP3
Product: heterochromatin protein 1 binding protein 3
Exons: 13
Coding region: 231-1907 (558 amino acids)
Biological process (GO): nucleosome assembly; heterochromatin organization
Cellular component (GO): nucleosome; chromosome; nucleus
Molecular function (GO): DNA binding; nucleosome binding
Source: RefSeq, a predicted model, not a curated record